GGCAAUUCUUCUGCUCUGCUCUGCAGAUUUCUGGCUCGUAUUUUUGCGCAGUUCACUGAGAUUCUCUCUGAGCUGCAUCUUCUUCCUCCUCCUCCUUCGCUUUCAUUCCCUGCGGAAAGCUCCCCCGAAAACGUCGGGCGUCGCAGUAGGCCGGGCGUCGCGCGAGUUUGACGGAGCGACGGGUUCGUGCUCAGCUUCUGACCGGCUUCUUCGACGAGUUCAGCGGCUGCCGACAUUUUGACUGUUGAGGAAGCGUGAGUUGCUGGAGCCGAUGAUUCCGCGGAGUGCUCGCUUUUUGCCUGAUCUUGGUAGUUGAAUAUGGAGGUCACGUUUGCGCUCCGUGAGCUGGAAAGACGGGCUUAAGAAAUGUGCUAGAGCUUGAACUGCGGAAAUAAGAGACGGUUAUUUGGUCGAUCGUUCGUGACAGGACUCUGGUUUUUCUUGCUUUGUGGCAGUGAAAUUUGAGCAGAGACCCUUUGCGGUGAAUGCAUAGAUUUUUCCGGGUCGUGGGAAAGGUGGAGUUUUGGCAACGAUGGUUCUUGGUCUGAGGGCAAAGGCCAGGAGAAGCGCCUCCGUUAAGCGCCAUUAUCUGAUCCACAUUCAGGAGAUCAGGCCCUGGCCUCCGUCGCAGUCCCUCAAGUCGGUCCGCUCUGUCCUGAUCCAGUGGGAGAAUGGAGAAAAGCAUAGCGGGUCGACGAGUUCCGUCGUUCCAUACCUGGGCUCUGGCGCCAAUGAUGGCAAGAUUGAGUUCAGCGAGUCCUUCAGGCUGCCGGUGACUCUACUGAGGGAUGCCGCUGUCAAAUCGGGAGACGGCGAUGCGUUCCAGAAGAAUUGCUUAGAGUUUCACUUGUACGAACCUCGUAGAGAUAGGAGUUUGAAAGGCCAGCUGCUCGGUACUGCCUCAGUCGAUUUGGCAGACUAUGGUGUCAUCAAGGAUGCCAUAAGCAUUACUGCUCAAAUGAAUUGCCAGAGGAACUUUAGGAAUACUGCUCAACCUGUUCUGUACGUUAAGAUUCAGCCUCUUGAUAAAAGUUCCUCGCAAUCAUCAAUGGACAAGAAUGGCAGCGAGUCUGUUGCCGCCUUGAUGAGAGAAGAAUAUGCAGCGGAAGCGGAAAUGGCAUCUUCCACUGAUGAUGAUGUUUCAUCCCACGCAUCAGUGACGGUUCCGUCUUCUCCAUUAAGAAGUAAUGGCGUUCUACCUCCUCAAAAUGAACAGAAUGGAUCUGUUGCCAUUGACAAGACCGCCAUAAGGAUUGAGGAGAAGCACCUUUUAGCUUCAGAUCCAGUGUUGGAGCUCAGAAGAUCUGAUGUUACAUCAGAGAUUGCGCUCGCAGAGAACUCGCAGCCAGCAGAGAACUUGCUUCCAACUUCUUCCCGCUCAUCAUCAGUUGACCUUUCUUCCGAUCCAGGGAGUUUGGACAAUGGCAAUGCAUCUUCUACUAGCUUGGGAAGAUCUAGUUCAAUGGCCUUCUCAAAAGCAGGUGGUCAUAGUGCUCAUUCUUCGAUCUCAUCCUUUGCCAUUGACCAAGCAGAGGAAGAGUCCAUUAUCGCUCUAACUUACGGCAGCGAAAAUUUGACCCAUGAUGCUCAUGGAGAAUCUGAAUCAGGUGUUGAAACUCUUCUAAAUGCUAAUGACAUUCUAAUUACUUCUGCUAAAUUAACUCCUCCUGGUGAAAAUCUGGACAUCGUGGAUGAUACUGAUGCUCAGGUCAUUGACAAUGAUGAUGAGAAAUGUUCAAAAGUGGGUCAAGGUGAUGUUUGUAAAUAUUCAGCAACAGAUGGAAUUGGGGCAAAUGGGCACUCGGAAUGUUACUUAGAAGAAGAAAAAGGUACUGUUGGACAUGAUUCAGUCGAUGCUGCUAGUGAGCAGAGCUUUCUCACAAAUGAUGAAUUUUCUUCUGGGGGAGAAAGCCAUGGAAUGAAAGGACAUGUAAUUGACAGAUUAAGAUGUGCAAAAUCUGUCCGUUCACCUCCAGAUAUUGCCAAGAGCAUCGGAACAGCAAGUGCUAACCUGUUAGCCAGUCAUAAUAAGGAAGGUGCUGUUACACCGAUUGGAAUAAGAAGCUUCAGAAGUAUUGAAAGAAGGGAUGCUAAGGUUUAUACUACGGACACGAGAAGUGCACUUUUGGAAGCUAAAGUUCAGCAAUUGGAGAAUCGAAUCAAAAUGCUAGAGGGAGAGUUAAUUGAAGCGGCUGCAGUUGAGGUUGCUCUGUUUUCAGUAGUUGCAGAGCAUGGUUCUUCUAUGGCUAAAGUCCAUGCUCCGGCUCGGCGACUUUCUCGAUUAUAUAUUCAUGCUUGUAGAGAGCUUUCACAUUCAAGAAGAGCUAGUGCAGCUAGAAGUGCUGUCUCAGGUUUAGUGUUGGUUGCAAAAGCUUGUGGCAAUGAUGUUCCAAGGUUAAUGUACUGGUUGUCCAAUUCUGUUGUAUUAAGAACAAUAAUCAGUGAGAUGAUGCAAAAGAUGGACGUAUCACUUUCCUCAUCGACCCAGAGCAGCAAAGAUUUUGCUGGGAAGCAAAGUGUUGAGAUUCCAUCAUCGUUAAAAUGGAAGUCCUCUUCUCGUAGGAAUGGAAAUGCGAAUGGUGGAACAGCGUGUGACUGGGAGGACCACCAUACAUUUGUAUCUGCACUGGAAAGGGUUGAAGCUUGGAUCUUCUCCCGUGCAAUAGAGUCCAUAUGGUGGCAGACCUUGACUCCAUAUAUGCAGUCUACUACUAUAAAGGCUACCGUUAUCAUGGAUUCUAGCUUGAAUGAAAGUGGUGAAAAAGUAAUUCACGAAGAUGUUCAAGGGAACAUUUCACUGGACCACUGGAAGAAGGCAUUUAGGGAUGCUUGUGAAAGACUUUGUCCUGUUCGAGCUGUGGGACAUGAAUGUGGCUGCUUGCCUAUGCUUGCGAGGCUGAUUAUGGAGCAAUGUGUGGGAAGAUUAGAUGUGGCCAUGUUCAAUGCUAUUCUUCGUGAUUCUGCAAAUGAGAUCCCAAGUGAUCCAAUAUCUGACCCCAUCGGUGAUCCCAAGGUUCUACCUAUACCAGCAGGGAUAUCAAGCUUUGGCAUUGGUGCCCAACUAAAGAAAACGAUUGGGAACUGGUCAAGAUGUCUUACUGAUUUAUUUGGUAGAGAUGGUACUGAUUUACCAGAAGAUGAGGGUGAAUAUGUUGAUGAGGGGAGAAAAGACAAUUCCUUUGAGUCCUUCCAUCACUUGAGUGCGUUGAGUGAUCUCAUGAUGCUGCCGAAGGACAUGCUUUUGAGUAGAUCUAUCAGGAAAGAGGUAUGUCCUAUGUUCACUGCUUCACUGAUCAAGAGGGUUCUCGACAAUUUUGUGCCAGAUGAGUUUUUCCCUGAGCCCAUUCCAGACGUUGUGCUUGAAGCCUUGGAAUCUGAGGUUCACAGUUUGGAUGCUGAAGAAUCCAUUGCAGACUAUCCAUACCUUGCAGCACCUGCGAUAUACACACCACCUUUGGCAUCUACUGUUGGUGGAAUUAUCGGGGAGGUUGUUACAGAUGCUCAGCUUGUACGAUGUGGGUCCUCUGUGAUGAGAAAAUCAUACGCUAGCGACGAUGAACUCGAUGAACUGAAUUCUCCCCUAGCUUCAAUCUCCAUGGAUGGUCCUCGGUCUUCACCUGUUUCGAUUAAGCCUAGUUGGACAUUGAAGCAAAAUGCCAAUCAAAAUACUGUCAGAUACGAUCUUCUUCGGGAGGUGUGGACGAACUGUGAAUAAGUGCGGCAUCACCAGAGCUUUGUACAUGCGUGAUUGACGCAUGAACAAACCACUGCAGUCUCUGCUUUUGUUCAUGCUGUAUAUAUCUUUUACAAUUUUGGUCACACGUUGUGAAAUACGUGAAAAGAUCGACCAGGCGGCUCCCUGAUCAUCUGGAGAACUUGCAAAAAGGUCGAUUAUGGGUGGUGCAUGGAACUUCUUAAAGAAUAAACAGCGUGUGUUCAAUAAAGUGGAACUCGUCAUUCUUAAUAA
This is a messenger RNA of Eucalyptus grandis, 3967 nucleotides long. RefSeq lists its product as uncharacterized. The record is from RefSeq and is a predicted model, not a curated record. Gene Ontology annotation, cellular component: nuclear pore. The transcript is spliced from 9 exons. NCBI's taxonomy places the organism in Eukaryota, Viridiplantae, Streptophyta, Magnoliopsida, Myrtales, Myrtaceae. Bases 533 to 3715 code for a protein of 1060 amino acids.